Molecule: messenger RNA, 892 nt
Organism: Capsicum annuum
Lineage: Eukaryota; Viridiplantae; Streptophyta; Magnoliopsida; Solanales; Solanaceae
Product: jasmonate ZIM domain-containing protein 1
Exons: 5
Coding region: 82-711 (209 amino acids)
Biological process (GO): response to wounding; regulation of jasmonic acid mediated signaling pathway; regulation of defense response
Cellular component (GO): nucleus
Source: RefSeq, a predicted model, not a curated record
AUAACCAUUCAAGAUAUAUACAUAUUUUUGAAGGCUCGUCAGUAUUGUUUCUUCAAACAAAAGGAGAGAAUAGCUAUAAACAUGUCAAAUAGGCAAAUUUCUUCAUCAGAUAGUAGAAACACUUGUAACUUAUUGAGCCAAUAUUUCAGUGGAAAGGCCAGCCUUAAAGAUCUGCAGAAACUUGGAACCAAUGGCAAAGGAGAAACCAUAGCAACCAAAGAUUUGUUGACAAAUAUAGGAGAAUCAUCAACUAAGACAACAGAAAAAGACCAGAAAUUCAUAGAUCCUGCUCCUAAAAGUGCCACAACAAAGUCUUCUAGUGAAAUGGAGGUGUCCACAAAGAAGGCCAGCAGCAGCAAAGAGAUACCAAAUAAGGAGCAAAAGGCAGCCCAGUUAUCUAUAUUCUAUGGGGGUAAAGUGGUGGUAUUUGAUGAUUUUCCAGCAGAGAAAGCCAGAGCAAUGAUGUUAUUAGCUAGAAGGGGAAUCUCUCACAAUACUUGUGCAAUUUUUCAGACGACCAACAUUGACAAAACUGCCCCGGAGAUUAAUGGAGCUAACAACUUUGAUUUGCCUAUUGCAAGAAGAUCUUCACUUUAUAGGUUUCUUGAGAAGAGGAAAGAUAGAGGCACAGCUAGAGCUCCAUACCAAAUGCAUAAUCUGUUGCCCUCCUCUUCAAGGAAUGGUGGAGACCAAUUUGAUCUCAACUUCUAGUUAUAAUCAACUCUGAUCCACGUUUAAUAUUAUCGAUAAGUUAUAUAUGCUUCAGUAAUAUUAUCAAAGAAUACUUGUUAGUAAGUAGGAUUGGUGAUGAAAUCUCUAUUUAAUGAACCUAUCAUUGUAAGUUGAUUCUAUUUAAUGAUUAAAAAAAAAUGUAUAUAUUGUUAAUUCUAAA